This is a messenger RNA of Telopea speciosissima, 939 nucleotides long. RefSeq lists its product as uncharacterized. The transcript has a single exon. Lineage: Eukaryota; Viridiplantae; Streptophyta; Magnoliopsida; Proteales; Proteaceae. The record is from RefSeq and is a predicted model, not a curated record. Bases 1 to 939 code for a protein of 312 amino acids.
AUGUUACUUCUUUUGCUAGCAAUAUUUCAAUUCCCUGGAUUGUUCUCGGGGAUUUUAGUGCGGAUUGGAGGGGAUCCUAUCCACCAAGAGGCUACUGAGGACCUUACUUCCUUCAUUUAUGACUCGGACCUUGUUGAUUUAAAGUGGAAAGGGGAGCUUUUUACUUGGAAUAAUAGGCAAGAGGGAAGUUCUCGGGUUUGCUGUAAAUUGGAUAGGGCUUUGGUAAAUUUGCAUUGGAUGGAUACUCUUAGAUCUUCUGAAGCUACUUUCCUUCCCCCGGGGCUGUCGGAUCAUUCUCCGGCAGUGGUUUCAAUCCUGGAGAGGAUGAAUUUUGGCCCAAAACUCUUCCGGUUCUUUGAGGCUUGGAUUGGUAGAGAGGGCUUUGAGGAAGUGGUUACUAGAGGGUGGGACUGCCCAGUGAAUAUGAAGCUCAAUCCUAUGCUCCGCUUUGCUGCCCAUCUCAAGAAUGUCAAAGCUGAACUUAAGAAGUGGAAUAAAGACAGCAUUGGUGAUGUUUUCCUUGCAGUCAAGAACGCUACUGCGGAGUUGACCCAUAUUCAGGUAAAUCUUACUGCCCAACCAAAUGAUUCAAACUUGGUUAAUUUAGAGUCGGAAGCCAAAAAGAAGCUUUGGGAAGCCCUAAGCAUUGAAGAAAAAUUCCUAAAGGAGAAGUCAAGAGUGAGGAAUAUUCAGCUAGGAGAUGGGAAUAAUAGUUUUUUCCACAAGUCCACGGUGUGCAGGCAAAACAGAAACCAUAUUUUGGAAGUGCAUAAUGAGGAGAAUGAGGUCAUAAAGGAGCCUAAUCUUAUUAAAGAGGAGGCUGUUUCCUUUUACAUGAAUCUUUUUGGAGCUAAUGCAAAUGAUGCUGGUUUUUUCCCUGAGUCUAUUCCUUUGCAGAAUGGCUUGAACCUUGAGCAGCAAAAUGGUCUUAUUGGAUAG